AAAAAAUUAUAGCCAUGCGAGCAAUCCCUCUGCUCAGCUGCUUGGAGAGUGCCUACAUGGUUUGUGUGACAGCACCAGCACACAGAAGCAGCACUGAAAUGCAGUUAGCAAUACAGCUGGGAGACAGGCAGCCAGGCAGGCACUGGUCCAGUGACUAAAAUGAUCGUACCGUGAGCCAGCCUGCAGUGCCUCCAAAAGUGGCUGACUGCUACACAGAGGCUCGGCUUGCUUUGCCAUUACUCCAGUUUCCCCCCGGUGACUGCAGUGUGCGCUCCGUUUCGGUUUUGUUUGCCUUUUUGUUUCUCCCUCCCACCCACCGGUCUCCCUCUCUCUCCUCCCGUGUCCUUCUCUCCAGGAUGGCGGAAGCAGAGUUGCACAAGGAAAGGCUCCAAGCCAUAGCAGAGAAAAGGAAAAGGCAGACAGAAAUAGAAGGCAAGAGACAACAGCUUGAGGACCAGAUACUUCAGCUGCAGCAUUUCAAGUCAAAAGCUCUUCGGGAAAAAUGGCUGCUACAGGGAAUUCCUGCUGGCUCUGCAGAAGAGGAAGAAGCCAGAAGGAAGCAGUCAGAAGAGGAUGAGCUGAAGGUGAAAAAGCUGGAAGAAAACAUACACAGACUGGAACAGGAAAUACAGAAAUUAGAAAGUGAAGAAUCACAAAUAUCUGCCAAAGAACAAAUAAUUUUGGAGAAACUAAAGGAGACUGAGAAAUCCUUUGACAACUUGCAAAAGAGUUUCUCCCACCAGGAUGGUGAUGCAGUAAAUUACAUUUACUCCCAGAUCCCUGAACUCCCAACCCUCUAUUCACGAACAGCAGAGCCAGUUCCUGGGUGGGACGGAUCAAGCAGAGUAGCUGCUUUGUGCACCAUGGAAAUUAAUGUGGAGAAAGACAAACAGACAGGAGAGACCAAGAUUGUCUCUGCUUCACCUGUUGGCCCAGAUGAGGCCCAUCAAAGAGGAUUCAAAGUCUAUGAUGAUGGUUCCAAGGUAGUCUAUGAGGUUCACUCUGGUGGCACAGUGGUAGAAAAUGGAGUACAUAAAUUAAGCUCAAAGGACGUAGAUGAACUUAUGCAAAAAGCUGGACAAUCAAGUGUAAAAGGAGGGUAUGAAACAAUGACUGUGUCAGACAAAAAUGUGGUAGCCGAUGGAAACCUUAGCCAUAUGAAGGAGCAAAUGCUCUUCAAGGAGGCAAAGCUAGAGAUGGUACACAAAUCCAGCAAAGGACGUGCUGUGAACCGUCAGCCACAAGACAAACCCUGUGGUGGCGAAACCCCAGAGCCCAGUGCAGAUCAGCCGGUGACAAUGAUAUUUAUGGGCUACCAGAACAUCGAUGAUGAAGAGGAGACAAAGAAAGUUCUGGGCUAUGAUGAAACUAUCAAGGCAGAGCUUGUGCUGAUCGACGAAGAUGAUGAGAAGUCACUGCGGGAGAAGACAGUGACUGAUGUUUCCACCAUGGAUGGGAACGCUGCAGAGCUGGUCUCUGGCAGGCCCCUGUCGGACACGACAGAGCCCUCCUCUCCCGAGGGGAAGGAAGAGAGCCUGCCCUUGGAAGCUGCCCCAGGUGCAGGAGGAUUGGCUAUGCUGCUGAGGGACCCAUCGGGACCAUACUCCUGUGAAAGUUCUGAAGCCAAGGAGGAUGCAGGGAAAUCUUCCAGAAUCCCUGAGGAUGACAUCAGGUUAAGAAAAAACAGAGACCAAAACUGUGCCAAUUUCUUGGAGCCAUCUACUGUGCUUGCUACAAAGGAAGAGAAAAUGGAAAUUGAAGUUCCAGUUUCUGAACAUAAAAGCAUCACCACAGUGGCUUCACCACAUCCCACAGACAAUCCAACCCACUUCUUUUCGCCUGCUUCCAGCCGAAAUGGACUUAGGGACAGGCAUGAAUCUCUGGACAGUGAAGUUGCUAAAGAGAUCAGAUACCUAGAUGAAGUGCUGGAGGCAAAUUGUUGUGAUUCUGCUGCAGACAGUACAUUUAAUGGGACAUCCUCCCCUGAACCAAGUGCAGUCUCCGUUAUGGAUGGUUCAGGAGCAUCUGCUAAUGUCAAUAAAGAGUCAGUAUCUAGUGAAAGAGAAGAAAGUGUAGCAGACAAGCAGGUAUCCUUGGAGGUUGAGACAUGUGAAGCUAAUAUAACAGAUGAGAACCUGAAAUCCAAUGGCCAUUCCUUGGGUGGUCUGAAAGAAGACACUAGGGAGAGUCUGAAGGUGCCAGGAAGUCCCACUUCUUCAAACAGUUCUAGAAGAUCCUCUAAGGAUGGAGAGACAACUCUUACAACCCUUAAGAAAGAGGCAAAGUUUGAACUGCGGGCCUUCCAUGAAGAAAAAAAGCCCUCAAAGCUCUUUGAAGAUGAGGAAGAGAAAGAAAAAUACAGAGUCCGCAAAGUGAGACCAUCAGAGGAAAUGAUGGAACUUGAAAAAGAAAGAAGGGAACUCAUUAAAAGCCAGGCUGUCAAGAAGAACCCCAGCAUUGCUGCCAAAUGGUGGAACCCUCCUCAGGAGAAGCCCCUGGAGGAUCAACUGGAUGAAGAGCAUCUGGAGUCUCACAAGAAGUACAAGGAGCGCAAGGAGAGGCAGCAGCAGCAGCAAGGUGCAGCACCAACAUCCCCUAAACAGGUCAGCUGCUCCUUUGUAUCCCCAGAGCCUGUCAGUAUCAAGAAAGAAGAUAUUGUCACAGAGCAAAUUGACUUCUCAGCUGCCAGGAAGCAGUUCCAGUUGAUGGAGAAUUCAGGUCCAUCUCAGGGUCAGGCCCCACCAAGGCGGUCAGUAACACCCAAAAUGUUCUCUGUCAAACCCUUCUACAAAAGCCUCAAUUCUCCGUGUGUGGACAGGCCGAUGUCAUCCGUGACAAGACCCGUUUCAGUGUGCGGGCAAACUGGACAGCUUGAGGGUAACAGCGCCACUGUCGCCAAAGCACAGAAAGUCUCCUGUAGCUCAGAAGAUGACAAAAGCACUCAGAAUACCACAGCUGACACAGCACGAGACUUACCUUGCAGUGAUAGCCCCAGAGCUGGACCAGCCUCAAAACUGUGGGCAGAGGAUGGAGAAUUCAUGAGUGCAAGGGCGGUCUUCACAAUGGUGAAGGAUGAUGGACAGGGAAUUCUAGAUCACUUCCCAAAGUCAGGAAGCGCCUCUUCACCGCCAGAGGAGCUUGACUCCGGUUUGGAUGACUUGUCUGUCAGGUCUCAGGACACCACUGUCUUGGAGACCCUUUCCAAUGACUUCAGCAUGGAUAACGUAAGUGACAGCGGUGCCUCCAAUGAGACCAUGAGCGCCCUGCAGGAAAGCUCGCUAGCGGAUUUCUCUCUGCCGCAGACCCCGCAGGCUGAAACUCCAGCUGAGUGCAGGGCUGAAGGCAUCUCCAAGUCCUUCAGUGACCCAGGCUGUGACUCGCCCUCCUCUGCCUUGACAGACUCCAUGCUGAUGGACGACCAGCUGGACUACCACGCUGGCCUGCUGGUUCAAAACGCCAUCCAACAAGCCAUAGCUGAGCAGGUGGAGAAAGGAAACCCGAGGGAAGAGGGAAUCCCAGCAGAGAAAGAAGUCUCAGCCAAAGAGCAGCCAGCCAGCUCUGGGCCAGCUCCAGCCUCCAAGGAGCAUCAGAACCCAACGUUUGAGCCACCCCAGGUGUCUUCACCAGUUCAAGAGAAAAGGGACACCAUACCAAAGACUUCAAAAGAGGAAGACUCAGGACUCAGGGAAGGGAAGAGUUUGCAGCAGUCGCCCAUGUACUCAGCCAGCCAGCCAUUCCUUGUGGAAGAAAGCAGACCUGAAGUCAGCUAUUUCAGCAAGUAUUCAGAGGCAGCGGAGCUUCGGAGCACUGCCUCCAUCCUGGCCACACAGGAGCCUGAAGUGACUGUGGGCCCUUUCAAGUUACGGUCGAGGAAACAGCGGACUUUGUCCAUGAUUGAAGAAGAGAUCAGAGCUGCCCAGGAACGAGAAGAGGAGCUGAAGAGGCAGCGGCAGGGUUUGCAAAUGGCACCAGGCCCUGUUACAAAGAGUGCACCACCCAUGCCCACCAGAACCGUGUCUUACAAAACUGCACCAGGGAAGAUAGAGAAGAUCAAGCCUCCUCCAUCCCCCACCACAGAAGGCCCUGCCUCGCAGUUGGACCCUCCACCCGAGGAGUCUGCAGGAGCCCAGCGACCCAAGAACCUGAUGCAGACCCUGAUGGAGGAUUAUGAAACACACAAAACCAAGAGACGAGAAAGGAUGGACGACAGUGCGUACACCUGUAAAUUACUGUCUAGCAAGGUUACUUCUGAGGUCCUGGAGGCAACCAGGGUGAACCGCAGGAAGAGUGCUCUGGCGUUGCGCUGGGAAGCUGGCAUUUAUGCCAACCGAGAGGAGGAUGAAUAACCACUCUGCAGUGUGAAGACAGCAACCAGGCAUGCCGGAACCAAAAAAAUGAGAAUGGAAGAAAGAAAAAAAAAAAGCAAACACAAAAACCAACCGUGAAAGCAGCAGCAUUUUAGUCCAAUAUUUAUUAAAUACACAACAAACUCGAUGCACAUAGACACAGAAAUGAUCCAGCUCCUGGCAAUCCUAAAACUACAGGAAAAAUACACCUAGAAAACAGCCCCUUCUUCUUCCCUCCAUCUCCCCCCUGAAAUAAUGCAAUGGAGAGGGUGCAGGGGGUGGGAGGCCUUGGGGUGAGCACAGGAGGGUGAUUGUGCCCAUGGACCAGACAGGCUGCAGGCAUGUGUCAGGAAGUGAUUUGUGGAGGAGUCUGCGGCCAGGGCUCACACCUGUAUUUCUUGCUGACUGAAUUGCCAGCCCUGCUUGUCCCCAGGACCAUGGUAGCUCCUGUCAGAACCUCCUGCAGUUCCUUCGCCUCCCACAGCCGCUGCACAAGACCGUCAGCACUAAUUCGGCACACUCUUAUCCAGCCACAAAACACAAAGAUACUGCUCUCUGUUCUGUUUUUUUGAGGAGACUGAAGGGUUGGA
Melozone crissalis (California towhee) is the source of this 4936-nucleotide messenger RNA. RefSeq names its product PALM2 and AKAP2 fusion (gene PALM2AKAP2). The record is from RefSeq and is a predicted model, not a curated record. The transcript has 12 exons. The coding region runs from base 357 to 4346 and encodes 1329 amino acids. Lineage: Eukaryota; Metazoa; Chordata; Aves; Passeriformes; Passerellidae. Gene Ontology annotation, biological process: regulation of cell shape. Gene Ontology annotation, cellular component: membrane.